UACGUGGAGAUCUAAUUAUCGAGCCGAUCACCAACAAAUGCCUGACGUGUAUUUGCAACGGAGCGAGUCGAUGUGGUCUAGAAGUGAAGUGCGACGGAGAUGUGUGUGGCGUUUUCUCCAUUGGCUACGAGUAUUGGCUGGACUCCAACUCACCCACACUGCCCUUCGAUAGCCCCGAAUCAGAAGGAGAGGAUAGCCUUCACUUAAUGAUGAAACAGUUCAUUGCUCUUGAAAACAACGCAGCGCUGUUCUUCACGUAGGCUUAGCAUGAAUAAGUUAUUACCACUUAUUUUUGUUGUUUUCUCUCCAUAUCUGUUGUCUGAUAAAGGCUCCAUUAUUGGUAAGUCUUCCAUAACAUUCAAAACAUAAUCUAAUUUUUAAUAGGAAUUUAUUUUUUCAAUUUUUUCACUUAUUUAUUUACUGUAACACAUCGUCAUACAUUUGUCUACAAUUGCAACAGGGUUUUCAAGACCUGGCAUGUAAUAAAUAAAUCAAUCAUAAUCACGUUAAUUCCAUCUUAAGCAUAACUCAUUUGACUGGUAUCUUGUCAUCACAAAAGGUCUAUUUCUAACUUCAAACUAAAAUACAAUAGACACCCCAAUGAGCAGAUACAUUCUUAGGCUACUCUGUAUUAAGUAUUUGAAAAUUUACACUCUGAGAUAUUUUGAACGUGGUAACAUGCUACAAGAACCAAUCAGAGGAACCUAUUUUCAAAAAGUAUUCUCUGAUAAAUUUUAAACAUGAUUGAAUGCCACAAGAACCAAUCACUAAUUUAUUUUCAGAGAAGGCUUCUGAUUGGUUCUCGAGGUAUUCAAUCAUGAUAAAAAUUUUAGAGGCUUUUGUGCAUCCAGGCCGAAGCAUGAGUAUCAAAAGUUUUUUAUUUAGAAACAUUGUUCAUCUUGUGAAUUGUCAUAAUAGUUUUAUUAAAACACGAGCCACCCAGAUCAGCCUCGGAUCAGUUCUAAACAGCUCUGGUUUGUUUAGAACUGUAUGUAUAGAACAAUCUCUAUAAAACACUCAUGUAUGUAAGAUGUAUAGUUUUCAAGUUAUAUGCGCGGAACCAAAAAAAAAUGGUACCUUUGAACCACCCCCACACCCUUAGCAUAGGGAGUAGGAGUUGGGAAUUUCGGUAUGAUUACCUUCUAAACAGAACUGCAGGGUCAGAAAUUGUCUUCUAAACUUUUCCCUCUAUAACCCUUCCUUGACUGGACUACAAGCCACACGUGCA
Molecule: messenger RNA, 1228 nt
Organism: Nilaparvata lugens (brown planthopper)
Lineage: Eukaryota; Metazoa; Arthropoda; Insecta; Hemiptera; Delphacidae
Product: lysozyme 1-like
Exons: 2
Molecular function (GO): lysozyme activity
Source: RefSeq, a predicted model, not a curated record